Molecule: messenger RNA, 2927 nt
Organism: Oncorhynchus gorbuscha (pink salmon)
Lineage: Eukaryota; Metazoa; Chordata; Actinopteri; Salmoniformes; Salmonidae
Product: seipin-like
Exons: 11
Coding region: 689-1900 (403 amino acids)
Biological process (GO): lipid droplet organization; lipid storage
Cellular component (GO): endoplasmic reticulum membrane
Source: RefSeq, a predicted model, not a curated record
CGUAUCGUAGUUACAGGUUUCCUGUAGUUUUUUUUCUUUAGGAAGUAGCUAGCUAGAUAGAGUAAAUAUAAUUGUGUAUGUCCAUAACUAUUGUAAGACUUUUUAAUUUUAAUGAUCACAAUUACGUGCAUGUUAAUUGUUAAUAUAUAGUGCCUCAGCUUUACUAUAGACGAAAAUGUGAGUAUGGGUAGUUUUGCAAUUUUGGAUACAUUCUAGCGAAGCACUUGCACCACUUGUCUUGGGCGAGUUAGCCAGUUGUUAGCAUGUUGCUAGCUAGUUAGCUAACGUUAGCUUGAUACCUUUGCAGGUGUUCAGCUCAAAUGACGCUUGCUACAGAAAUAUUAAAGGCCCAGUCAACAGCUCAUUAUCAGAUAUGACCCGCAGUAGACAAAGAUAACGUUAAUUAGCUAAGUAAUUAAUGUCAUAUUAAUUAAGGGCAUGUGGAAUAAUAUAUAUAUAUUUGUCACAAGGGGUUUUCUUCAGGAUGAGCAGGCCAAUGUUGGAAUUGUUAAGUGGGCUUCCUCCAAUUAACAGGGAGCCAUAACCCUCAAAAGAAAAGCUAUUUUUUCCAAGGAAGCAGAGAGCGGGGCAUUUGGCAGGAGCCACAGGAAUAGGGCAGUGAAAUUCCAGGGAGUGGUGUGGAACGUCAGGACCAGAGUCAGGAAGAUUCAGUGCUAGGUCAGUCACCAUGGGUGGUGUAACGGGACCAGUUUUCCUGUGGCUACAGGAUGUGUUAGGGGUAACUCUCCUCAGAGCCCGCAGGACUCUACUGCAGGCUGCCAUCCUCUCCUGCGUUCUAGUGCUGCUGGUCUGGGUGGCCAUCUUCCUCUAUGGCAGCUUCUACUACUCCUAUAUGCCCACCGUCAGCUUUUCUACACCAGUCCACUACCACUACAGUACCGAUUGUGAUGCUUCCAAUUCAGUCCUCUGCUCUUUUCCCAUGGCUAACAUCUCGCUGCUAAAGAAUGGCAAAGACCAGGUUAUGAUUUAUGGUCAGCCAUAUCGAAUCUCUUUAGAGUUGGAAAUGCCUGAGUCGCCAGUCAACGAACAUCUUGGCAUGUUCAUGAUUAAGAUGUCUUGCUACACCAAGGACGGCCAGACAGUUGCAGUUGUGGCGCGCUCUGCUAUGCUGCACUACCGAUCUGGUCUCCUCCAGACAUUGAAUACUCUACUGUUCUCUCCUCUCCUGCUGACUGGGAUGACGGAGCAGAAGCAGCUCGUUGAGGUUGAGCUCUUCUCAGACUACAAGGCCAAUUCUUAUCAACCCACUGUUGGUGCGGUCAUUGAGAUCCAGUCUCGGCGUGUGCAAAUCUAUUCAGCUCAGCUCAGGAUCCAUGCUUUCUUCACUGGUAUCAGAUACCUCCUGUACAAUUUCCCAUUGACGUCUGCAGUGAUUGGCGUGGCCAGCAACUUUGCCUUCCUCAGUGUCAUUGUGCUCUUCGGAUACCUACAGUUUAUAUGGGGGGGACUUUGGCCUCCUGAGCAGGUCAGGGUUAUGAUGGGAGACACGACUCGCCUGCAACGUAGAAGAGAAGAGGCUCGGAAGCGCAUGUCCUUCUCACAGACUCAAAUGCCUCAGAAAGAUAAUGAUCGUGUGGCUGAGCAGUUGGAAGAACCUAGACAACAAGCAUCAGAAAUAAAGAAAGUGGAGCUGGAAACACCAGAUGUGAUUGGUUCCCUGAACAAGCCCUCUGGUUUGCCAGAGAAUCAAAAAGCUCUAGAGUCGUCAUCAGAUGUGCCCCUGGAGGCUCCUCAGAUUAACAAGACCGGUGCAAGUCAGGAGGAGCCUGCUGAUCUGGAGGAUAGAGGUGCAGGAGCAGUCCUGUUGGAGGGACCCCAGGUACCUCAGCCAGGGGAAUCUACGCUGCGUCAGAGACAGGGACCCUGGAUGAGUCUCUGAACAAUGGAUCAUCACUCAGACAUUCAAAUGCUCACAGGUCCCUCAAUGUGCCUUUCACCGACAGGCAAAGAGAGAGAGAUUGAUGUAUGGGAUUGAAGCAGAUCGAUUGACAGACUCCCACAAACAUCCUGCACAAAUAUUCCCUAUAGCGUAUCACUUUACUUAGCAUGUACCGUAAUUUAAUAAUAAUCAUAUAAUAUAAUAAUAUAUGCCAUUUAGUAGAGGCUUUUAUCUAAAAAUGACUUUGGACUGUGGCAUAAUAGCUAUGCUCUUUGGUUUUUCAAAGAUCAACCAGUGUCAAGGUUAUAAGCCGCCUUUAGUCAAAUAUUUGUAGGAUUAAGCUCAAUCCUGACUCUUGCAUGACCUUCAGAGCUAUGCAAAUAAUCACUCCGGUCUUUAAGCACUUAUUUAAUUCCCUAGCCUGCAUCAUUGUAGCAGAGACAGUUGUUCAGCCUUUUUGUUUUACGAAUGAGUCUUUAAGGAAUAUGAUUGAGCAGGUACACAAGCAUAGUUGAGAAUGCCUUUUGUUUCUGUGAUUGAAGCCUACGGUUACCAUAAGAAUCAGAGUGCCCUGAGCUGCUGAAUGAUGACCCUGCAGAUUACACUGUUACACAUUUAAAGGUUCUCCAGAGUUAUUCAUCUUAAAUGCAAGGAACAUGCAUUAUGUUUACGCCUCUGUAGAAGGUUAUUGUAUGAUUUAGGAAAUAUAGGAUAUAUGGAAAUAUGCCUUUUAGAGCUAUUACAGGGACCACCACAUGUUGAAUUUAAUUUAAUUGGGCCGAAACAUAUACAGCAAGGUGUACAUUCUAUUCCCAAAGGAUAGCACUUAAAAGUAUUUAUUAAAGCACUUGUUUCCAAAGUGGUCCUUAAUGUUACUUUGUUUUAAAUUAUGUAUUUUUUCUGUUUUAGAUAACUAAAUGUUUCAAGGAGCAAUGAAGGAUAUGUUAAGUUACAAUUGGAAGUUUUGUUGAAAUGUACUCAUAUGAAAAAAAAGUGUUGUAGAAAAUAAAUAAGAUGUGGUCUGUGA